This is a messenger RNA of Fonsecaea erecta, 2922 nucleotides long. RefSeq lists its product as hypothetical. Gene Ontology annotation, biological process: regulation of DNA-templated transcription; DNA-templated transcription. Gene Ontology annotation, molecular function: DNA binding; zinc ion binding; DNA-binding transcription factor activity, RNA polymerase II-specific. The transcript has 3 exons. Bases 1 to 2922 code for a protein of 973 amino acids. Lineage: Eukaryota; Fungi; Ascomycota; Eurotiomycetes; Chaetothyriales; Herpotrichiellaceae. The record is from RefSeq and is a predicted model, not a curated record.
AUGGAAGGGGAUAUCAAAGCAGAACAACAUCGUCAACUGAGCCCCCUCAGGGAUAUCUCGGAGCACCCGGACGCCUCGGCGCAGUCAUCGGCUAAAGGCAAAAACAAGAGCAAAGAGAAGGACGCUGGCGGUGCCGCCACGAAAAGGCGAUGCGUGAGUACGGCUUGCAUUGCUUGCCGAAAGAGAAAGAGCAAGUGCGACGGCAACUUGCCCAAAUGCGCCGCUUGUGCAUCAGUCUACAUGACUGAAUGUGAAUAUGCCCCGCAUACCGACCACCGGCGCAAAGGGGUUUACAAGAAGGAUGUGAACGCAAGCAAGACCAAGAACUCGACCCUUCAGAUACUCAUACAGGCUAUUCUCAAUGCCGAGGAGGAGGAAGUCAUGGAUUUAGUCCGCCAGAUACGAACCUGCGACAACCUGGAGGAACUUGCCGCUACGAUAGACGCCCAAGAGAGAGGUCUCAUAGAGGGUCCCGACGACUCCCCAUUGUAUGAGGGUGACCCUGGCGUACCCAAAUUCGAAGCCGAGCUCUCAGGGAAAAUGGGCGAUCUGAUGCUGGAUGGGUCCGUCAAAUUUAUUGGGGGAACGUCAAAUUUGAUCUGGCUUCCCGAGGACUAUGAACAUCGAGGUUCACAAAACUCGCCAGCUUUCCAGCGGGCUGUUGUACGGCCUCAAGAAGAAGCCGUUCUCUCGUGGACGACCGUCACCCAGGACAAAGAAGCGAUCCUCCACUUCAUGAAUAUGUACUUUUGCUGGCACUAUGCCUUUUUCACGACCCUGGCCAAGGAACUUUUCUAUCGAGAUUUCCUGACAGGAACAUCCUCGCAAUACUGCUCCCACCUCCUUGUCAACGUCAUGCUGGCGCUUGGUUGUCACUUCUCAGCCCGACCCGCAGCAAGAGCGGAUCCAGCGGACUCUGGGACGACAGGUGACCAUUUCUUUGCAGAGGCUAAAAGGCUUCUUUAUGAGAACGAUGAGUUUGCCAACGCGAAACUAUGUACGGUUCAGGCUUUGGCUUUGAUGUCCGUCAGGGAAGCCGGAUGCGGCCAUGAGAGCAAGGGCUGGGUAUAUAGUGGCAUGAGUUUUCGAAUGGCUUGUGAUCUCGGCUUGAAUGUCGACACGGUGCCUAUCAAUGAAAUGUCACGUUUGACUGACGAGGACAUUGAUGCAAGGCGAAUCACAUUCUGGGGCUGUUUCCUCUUUGACAAGUGCUGGUCUAACUACCUGGGACGGCUACCUCAACUUCAAAUGCCCAAUAUCACAGUCAAAAAGCCUGACGUAUUCCCGUCAGAAGAAAGUGAAAUGUGGUCGCCAUAUACAGACUCGGGCAUCAUUCAGGCCCACGCGCAACCGGCGCGCACCCGAGCUGUUGCGUUGCAUUUGUCCAAACUAGCAGAAAUAUCCAGUGAUCUGCUGGCAUCAUUCUAUAACCCGCAACUGCUAGACAAACCUCCUUCGAGACAAACGGAACUCAAACGACUGAGCGAUCUGCACACAAGGCUGGAAGCGUGGAAACAGGGGCUACCAGCCGAAAUGGAAGCCAAAGAAGGGCAGCUUCCUCAAGUCCUGCUGAUGCAUAUGUUUUACCAACUCUUAUAUGUCCACCUAUAUCGGCCGUUUCUGAAGUACACUCGAACGACCUCACCACUCCCAGCACACGUAUCUCCAAGAAAAUACUGUACCCAGGGAGCCGCCUCCAUCUCCAAGCUUUUCCGACUCUACAAGCGGACACACGGCCUCCGACAAAUCUGCAACAUCGCAAUCUAUAUUAUACAUUCUGCUUGUACGAUUCAUCUAUUGAACCUCCCGGACAAGAACGCUCGAAGAGACAUUAUUCACGGCGUCAGACACCUCGAGGAAAUGGGGGAAUCUUGGACGGCUGCCCGUCGAACGCUCAGAGUUUUGCAUCUGUGCGCCGACCGGUGGAGCAUUGAAAUGCCCGAGGAGGCAGAAAUGGUAUACACGAGGCUCAGAGCGAAGUGGGGGCUUGCCGCGAGUGCACCUUCGCCGGUGUCGCCCGACUCGCUGGCCAACAUAGCUCAGCAAAUCGCAUCUCAGCCUGUGCCUGAUUUGAUGGCGAAGAAUGUUCAACAACAACAACAGUUGCACGCUCCGCGUCCGACCUCGAUGUCUCAGUAUGCAGGUGGACUCUCCGCGGCCAUGGCUGCAUCGCCGGCAGAAACAAUUGAUUCUCGACGCACGUCAGGAGGUCUAUCUAUGCCUCCACAGUCUGCAGCCGAUCUUUCGCGAGACUCUCACCGAGUGCGCCCUUCAACCUACCUUACCAAGGCGCAACAGGAUGCAUGGAACGCCCACCAAACCCGACUAGCAGUUGCGACAUCCUCGAACAACUCCGGGGCUCCCGGCGAGCAGAAUGCCGCUCGAUUGUUCGGUGGGGUGGAAAGUCUGAUCGAAGAAACUCAAGACUGGUUCUUUAAGGAUCAGAAUCAGUUGGCGAUGGGCUUUGAAAACUGGGGAUCCGAGCCGCCAGACUGGGGAACCUUAGAUCUCAGUUUCUUUGACACGCCCGAAACGGGAUCCAGCACAAACGGCAAUACGAAUGGUAACUCACCAUCCCACAAUGGGCUGCAAUAUUCGUAUGAUUCGGUGGGAGGACCAGCCAACACGGGCGCAACGGGAAACAAAAGCGGAUAUGGAUAUGGAUACAAUGGAGACACGUAUCCAACAACAACAACAACAACAACAACAACCGACACGGGUAUCAAUGGGAUGGCCACGAAUGGAACGAAUGGCAUGAACAAUAUAAUGGGGUCCGGUAUGGGCUUGCGGUUAGGAAUGAAUAUGAGUUCUCGCGGACAGGGUUCCAUGGCGACUAGCACCAGAAAUAUGAGUAUGGGAGGGUCUGUGACUUCGAAGCGCUCUUCUCAAAACCUGGGAUUCGAUGAAGAGGUAUAUUAUUGA